Molecule: messenger RNA, 5603 nt
Organism: Colletotrichum destructivum
Lineage: Eukaryota; Fungi; Ascomycota; Sordariomycetes; Glomerellales; Glomerellaceae
Product: Putative ABC transporter-like, ATP-binding domain, AAA+ ATPase domain, CDR ABC transporter
Exons: 5
Coding region: 1007-5314 (1435 amino acids)
Biological process (GO): transmembrane transport
Cellular component (GO): membrane
Molecular function (GO): ABC-type transporter activity; ATP hydrolysis activity; ATP binding
Source: RefSeq, a predicted model, not a curated record
UCUCCUCCGCAAAUGGUCGGGAACUUGGCUCGACACCGGCGAGCGUUCCCCCCUUUGAUACAAGUACCGAGAUCCCCGCUGACUCAGCGGCAUUUGAAACCGGUUGACUAAGCGGGAACCACCCAAAAGAGACAAACUUUGAUUUCUUCGGUGCUUCUGAUUGGCUCCAGCGGCGAACCUAAAAUGUCAAACUCUAGCGCCGACCCCACUCCGGUGGCUCAAUCCAGUCCCCGUGCGCCCCGGCGCUUCGACUCGCGCCGCGCGCCGAGUGACUUGUUGGCCGACACACGCAACUGCGCCGAGCGUGCGAUGCGGCCAAUGGACAUUCGCGAAUGGCGUGCUCGCCGCUUAGUCAGCGGCCUCGCCAACAUCAAUGACAAGUUCAGUCCGAUCUUUUGGGGGGGAGGUUGCGCAAAUGAGCAAAUGAGCAAAUGAGGCUCUCGGAACGCACGGUCAGUGGUAUGGAUGGUCCUGGUCCCCGGAUCAGCCCGCGGCAUCCCACCCGUACCACGCGCGAAAACUGCAGGGUUUUACGAGAGAUGCAUCCUGUUCUUCCUAUCAAAGUUGGCAUUACGAAAUUUCCCCUAAUUAUUCAGCGGACCGGCCACGCACUUCGGACAUUGCCAAGGGGGCUCGAGGAGCCUUUUUUCGUCCGUACAGUUUGUAAUCGAUGACGAGAUGACAGCAUGUCUGCCACGCGUGGGACGCUUCAGACGCCAAAUGCCCAUGGGCACACCGUGGGGCGCCGGCGAAUAUCCCUCCAAGUUGCCCAAUCCUGCCGUCCAGUCCGGCCCCCUUUGGACCCAUAAUCCGUAAUCUGAGGGGGUCUUACAGAGAUCUCAGGUAACUGUAGAUCGGACACUAAUCAAAUCUACAACGCCGAGUCCGUCGACCGUACCUGCUGGUCUCCAAAGAAUGAAAACAAAUAAGGGGCCCGGCACCCUGUACGUUCCCAGUCACUUCCGUUCUUCAAACCGCCCUGGGCAUAUCGUGUAUCCUUCCUGCGAUGACCUUCACCGCACCCGACACCAAAGAAGAGGUCACGUUAAGUUCUUCGUCAAUCCGUGCAGGCGUCAUGGAGUCCGACGGCACGCUGGCCAGCGGCUCCAACUACGAGCGGUCCAUCGAGCUCGACGCCGUUCCCGAUGACAACAACAACAACAACAACAACAACACCACUUGGUCGCUCAAGCACAAGGUCGAAGCCGUCCGGGAGAGGGACCAACGCUCCGGCUUCCCGGCCCGCGAGCUCGGCGUGACAUGGCAGAAUCUCACGGUCCAGGCCGUCAGCUCCGAUGCGUCGAUACACGAAAACGUUCUCACCCAAUUCAACAUCCCCAAGCUCGUCAAGGAAUCCCGCCACAAGCCUCCCCUGAAGACCAUUCUCGAUAACACACACGGAUGUGUGAAGCCCGGCGAGAUGCUCCUCGUCCUCGGACGCCCCGGGUCGGGUUGCACAACCUUGCUCAACAUCUUGGCGAACCACCGCCGGGGCUACAGCUCCGUCACCGGCGACGUCCACUACGGCUCCAUGACCGCCGACGAGGCCCAGCAGUACCGGGGCCAGAUCGUCAUGAACACGGAAGAGGAGCUCUUCUUCCCGACGCUCACCGUCGGCCAGACCAUGGAUUUCGCGACCCGCCUCAAGAUCCCUUUCCACCUGCCCGAGGGCGUCACGUCUAACGAGGAGCUCCGCGUCCAGAACAGGGACUUUCUGCUCGAGUCCAUGGGCAUUCAGCACACCUUCGACACCAAGGUCGGCAACGAAUACGUUCGUGGCGUGUCCGGCGGCGAGAGGAAGCGCGUCUCCAUCAUCGAGUGCAUGGCGACGAGGGGAUCCGUAUUCUGCUGGGACAACAGCACCAGAGGUUUGGAUGCCAGCACAGCAUUGGAGUACACCAAGGCCGUCCGCGCCAUGACCGAUGUCCUCGGCCUCGCGUCCAUCGUGACGCUGUACCAGGCGGGCAACGGCAUCUACGACCUCUUCGACAAGGUGCUCGUCCUCGACAACGGCAAGGAGAUGUACUACGGCCCCAUGAAGGAGGCCCGCCCUUUCAUGGAGAGCCUGGGCUUCAUCUGCUCCGACGGCGCCAACGUCGCCGACUUCCUCACCGGCGUCACCGUCCCUACGGAACGCGCCGUCCGCCCGGGCUACGAGAAGACCUUCCCCCGCAACGCCGACGCCCUGCGGGCAGAGUACCAGAAGUCGGACAUCUACCCGAGGAUGGUGGCCGAGUACGACUUCCCGACCAAGGAGGACACCAAGGAGAGGACGCGGCUGUUCAAGGAGGGCGUCGCCGGCGAGAAGCACAAGCAGCUGCCCGCCAACAGCCCCCUGACGACGAGCUUCGCCACGCAGGUCAAGGCCUGCGUCGCCCGGCAGUACCAGAUCAUCUGGGGCGACAAGGCGACCUUCAUCAUCACGCAGGUGUCGACCCUGAUCCAGGCCCUCAUCGCCGGCUCGCUCUUCUACAACGCCCCGAACACCUCCGGCGGCCUGUUCAUGAAGGGCGGCGCCCUCUUCUUCGCGCUGCUCUUCAACAGUCUGCUGUCCAUGGCCGAGGUCACAAACUCCUUCACCGGCCGGCCGGUCUUGAUCAAGCACAAGUCCUUCGCCUACUACCACCCCGCCGCGUUCUGCAUCGCCCAGAUUGCCGCCGACAUCCCCGUCAUCCUGUUUCAAGUCACCAUUUUCUCCGUGGUACUCUACUUCAUGGUCGGGCUGAAGACAACGGCAGAGGCCUUCUUCACCUUUUGGAUCGUAGUUGUCGCCACCACCAUGUGCAUGACGGCCAUGUUCCGGUCCAUUGGCGCGGGUUUCAAGACUUUCGACGACGCCUCCAAAGCCUCCGGCUUCCUGGUCAGCGCAGCCAUCAUGUACAACGGCUACAUGAUUCAAAAGCCCCAGAUGCACCCUUGGUUUGUCUGGAUCUUCUGGAUCGACCCGUUGUCCUACGCCUUUGACGCCCUCAUGUCGACCGAGUUCCACCGUCAGCUCAUCCCGUGUGUCGGGCCGAACUUGGUGCCGAAUGGCCCCGGGUACACGGACCCGGCGCACCAGUCUUGCGCCGGUGUGGCGGGAGCCGUCCAGGGAGAAACCUCCCUGACCGGCGACCAGUAUCUCUCGGCUCUUUCGUACAGCAAGAGCCACGUGUGGAGGAACUUUGGUAUCGUCUGGGCCUGGUGGGCGCUCUUCGUCGCGCUCACCAUCAUUGCCACCUCCCGGUGGCGCCCCUCGGCCGAGAGCGGAUCUUCCUUGCUCAUCCCCCGCGAGAACGCAAAGAACGUUCGCGUCCCUCGCGAGGACGAGGAAGCUCAGUCCUCCGAGGAGACCGCCGUGGAGAAGGACAAGAGCGACAGCGAGAAGCGGGACGGCGGCGACAACGCCAACCAGGACCUCGUCCGCAACACCUCCAUCUUCACCUGGAAGGACCUCACUUAUACCGUCAAGACCCCGUCAGGAGACCGCGUGCUGCUCGACAAGGUCAGCGGCUGGGUACGACCGGGUAUGCUGGGCGCCUUGAUGGGCUCGUCCGGCGCCGGAAAGACCACUCUCCUGGACGUCCUCGCCCAACGCAAGACAGACGGCACGAUCCGCGGCUCCAUCAUGGUCGACGGCCGCCCCCUUCCCGUUUCCUUCCAGCGGUCGGCCGGCUACUGUGAGCAGCUGGACGUCCACGAGCCCUACGCCACCGUCCGUGAGGCCCUCGAGUUCUCGGCCCUGCUCAGGCAGAGCCGCGACACCCCGCGCGCCGAGAAGCUGGCGUACGUCGACACCAUCAUCGAUCUCCUGGAGCUGCACGACCUCGCCGACACCCUCAUCGGCCGCGUCGGGAACGGCCUCUCGGUGGAGCAGCGGAAGCGCGUGACCAUCGGCGUCGAGCUCGUCUCGAAGCCCAGCAUCCUCAUCUUCCUCGACGAGCCCACGUCCGGCCUCGACGGCCAGUCCGCCUUCAACACGGUCCGCUUCCUCCGCAAGCUCGCCGACGUCGGCCAGGCAGUCCUCGUCACCAUCCACCAGCCCUCCGCCCAGCUCUUCUCCCAGUUCGACACCCUCCUCCUGCUCGCAAAGGGCGGCAAGACUGUCUACUUUGGCGACAUCGGCGACAACGCCAGGACCAUCCGCGACUACUUUGGCCGCUACGGCGCCCCCUGCCCCGAGGAGGCCAACCCGGCCGAGCACAUGAUCGACGUCGUCUCCGGCCACCUCUCCAAGGGCAAGGACUGGAACGAGAUCUGGCUCUCUUCCCCCGAGCACGACGCCGUCGUCCGGGAGCUCGACCACAUGAUCGACGACGCCGCCUCCCGGCCGCCGGGCACCAGCGACGACGGCCACGAGUUCGCCCUGCCCCUCUGGGACCAGGUCAAGAUCGUCACGCAACGCGCCAACGUCUCCCUCUACCGCAACGUCGACUACAUCAACAACAAGUUCGCGCUCCACAUCUUCUCGGCCCUCUUCAACGGCUUCUCCUUCUGGAUGAUCGGCGACUCCGUCGGCGACAUCACCCUGCGCCUCUUCACCAUCUUCAACUUCAUCUUCGUCGCCCCCGGCGUGCUCGCCCAGCUGCAGCCCCUCUUCAUCGACCGCCGCGACAUCUUCGAGACGCGCGAGAAGAAGUCCAAGAUGUACUCGUGGAUCGCCUUCGUCUCGGGCUCCGUCGUCUCCGAGGUGCCCUACCUCAUCAUCUGCGCCGUGCUCUACUUCGUCUGCUGGUACUACACCGUCGGCUUCCCGAACGACUCGGCCCGCGCCGGCGGCACCUUCUUCGUCAUGCUCAUGUACGAGUUCGUCUACACCGGCAUCGGUCAGUUCAUCGCCGCCUACGCCCCCAACGCCGUCUUCGCGUCCCUCGUCAACCCGCUCAUCAUCGGAGUCCUCGUCUCCUUCUGCGGUGUCCUCGUCCCCUACUCCCAGCUCCAGACGUUCUGGAAGUACUGGAUGUACUACCUCAACCCCUUCAACUACCUGAUGGGCAGCAUGCUCGUGUUCGACGUCUGGGGCACAAAGGUCGAGUGCAAGGACCAGGAGUUCGCCCUCUUCGACCCGGCCAACGGCACGACGUGCGGCGAGUACCUGGCGGGCUACAUGCAGGGGAUGGGAGCGAGCAGCAACCUCAUCAACCCCGACGCCGUGUCCGAGUGCCGCGUGUGCCAGUACCGCGAUGGCAGCGACUACCUGCGGACAAUCAACCUCAACGAGUACUACUACGGCUGGCGCGACGCGGCAAUUGUCGUCAUCUUCGCCUUCAGCUCGUAUGCCCUGGUCUACCUCCUCAUGAAGCUUCGCACCAAGACUUCAAAGAAGGCGGAGUAAACUGGCGCUCCCUUUCUUCAUCUGAAGUCUCAUCACACACGUCAAAUACCCCCACGCACCUAGAAUACUCAAUCAACUACAGAAUCUUGGAUGGUGCAGCUCUCUCACGAGUGGCUCUCAAGAUUAAUUAGCAUUUAGCAUCGCGCAUCUCGUCUCAUCGGCAUUUUUUUGAUUUCCUGGCAUCUUAUCUCUCUCGUGCCAGGCUGGAGUUUCCAUCACAGGGAGGGUUCAUUAUUGGGUAAAGUUAAUAGAUCUCACACUACACAAGAUAGAAUGGAAAACGCGGUUC